Messenger RNA from Penicillium samsonianum, 1884 nucleotides. Its product is annotated as phenol 2-monooxygenase. Bases 1 to 1884 code for a protein of 627 amino acids. NCBI's taxonomy places the organism in Eukaryota, Fungi, Ascomycota, Eurotiomycetes, Eurotiales, Aspergillaceae. The transcript has 6 exons. The record is from RefSeq and is a predicted model, not a curated record. Gene Ontology annotation, molecular function: FAD binding.
AUGACUGCAUCAUCUGCAUCAACUACUGAUGUGGUAAUCAUCGGCUCCGGGCCAUCAGGACUUAUGGCAGCGUUAUGGAUGGCGCGGAGCGGUGUGAAAACACGCAUUAUCGAUGCCCGCGCCACGAAGGUGUUUAGAGGCCAAGCCGAUGGAAUGCAGACUGGAACACUGGAUAUCUUUGACUCCUUUGGCAUUGCAGACGACCUAUAUAAGAACGCUGCUCCUGCAAUGGAGAUGACAUUCUGGGCUGGGAGCAAGGACUCCCCCUUGAAACGCGUCGCUCGCCUUCCAAAAUGGUAUCCUGAACUCGGCCAGUACCAUCUGGUCCACACUAGCCAAGGAAAUACCGAGCGUGCUUUGCUGGAUGGCAUGAAAGCUUUCAACGGACUCGAAGUUGAACGGGGGGUUAUCGCGUCAGCUAUUGCUAUUGACGAGUCUAGCGUACAUGAUCCUCAAGCUCAUGCAAUUACAUUGACUGUGAAACACCUUACGGACGAAGAAUUGGCUUCAUCUUCCAGCAAGUUCACUGUUCCACAGCCUGGGGAUUUCAACUAUACCCUAGCAGACGAGCCAUAUUUGAAGCGCAAGGUUACCGGGAAAGAAGGGAGUACUGAAACUAUCAAGGCGAAGUUUGUGAUCGGCACCGAUGGAAGCCGAAGCUGGACCCGCCAAGCUCUGGGUUUCGACUUCCUUGGAGAUGGAGAUGAUAAUGGGGAUGAGAGUAUGGGAGGUAUUUUGGACUGCGUUGCGACUUCAAACUUUCCGGAUAUCCAUAUUCAAUCGAUGAUUGCCAAGGACGGGCGCGGAGCGGGAUUCGUACCAAGGGAGAAUGGGUUGUUGCGCAUUGCAGCUCCCGUAGCUAAUAAGUCAGAAGCAACCCCAGAAGCCAUCAUCAAGUCAUUGAAAGAAAUUCUUUCUCCGUAUGAGCUCAAUGUCACUCAUGUUGAUUGGUGCGGAGUAUUUGGUACCAGCCGUCGAGUCGCAAGCUCUGCUUCGAAACACUCGCGCAUUUUCCUCGCUGGGGACGCACUGCAUGUCCAUUCACCCAGGGCCGGGAUUGGUAUGAACUUCAGUAUACAAGACGCCUAUAACCUCGGGUGGAAAAUUGCACAUGUUGUCAAGGGAAUUUCUCCACUUGCUAUUCUGAAAACAUAUGAUGAAGAGCGCGGAUUGACGAGCAAACAGCUUAUCUCUUUCGAUAAGGCUCUGUCGGAGCAGUCGCCCUUGGGAGCAAACUUUUCGGUUAAAGGAACCCGUCAAGGACUGCAGGACAAUCUCCCAUUUUCAAGCACUACGGCAAUCGAGUACGAGGCUGGAUUGCUUGUCGCCAAGGAAGGUGGCACGGUUAAUUCCAAACAGUAUUUGGCGCCUGGCAUUCCUGUGGGCAGGCGCCUGCCCUCGCAGACCGUGGAACGACAUGCGAACGGAGAACCGGUUGGGUUUGGAAAAUGCUUUCCUAGUGAUGGUCGGUACCGGAUUGUUGUCUUCGCGGGCAAUAUAUCGAACCCAGAGCAGCUGCGCCGUGUGGAACAUCUUAGCAAGAUGCUGAAACUCCCUGAAGCUUUACUCCAGCGCCUCGACGGGCGUGCUAUCGCGCCUCAAGAUGUAUAUGAAAUUCUUAUCGUGCACAGCGCGAGCAGGGAUGAUGUCGAAGUCACUGACUUACCCCCAUUCCUUCUCAAGCACAGUGACCCUUUUGAUCAUGUGUUCGUCGAUAACAAUCAAUCACGGACUUGGGCUUUAACCGAUGCAUAUGGCAAGUAUGGGAUAAGCCAAGACAGAGGAUGUCUUGUUUUAGUCCGGCCUGAUAGGCAUGUUACGUAUAUUGGCGAGUUGGAAGAUGCCACCGAGCUGGUUCAACUUAUAUCCUCAAUUUUGGAUUAG